Colossoma macropomum (tambaqui) is the source of this 4071-nucleotide messenger RNA. Its product is annotated as connector enhancer of kinase suppressor of ras 3-like. Gene Ontology annotation, cellular component: cytoplasm; membrane. Bases 203 to 1837 code for a protein of 544 amino acids. Gene Ontology annotation, molecular function: protein binding. The record is from RefSeq and is a predicted model, not a curated record. The transcript is spliced from 13 exons. NCBI's taxonomy places the organism in Eukaryota, Metazoa, Chordata, Actinopteri, Characiformes, Serrasalmidae. Gene Ontology annotation, biological process: regulation of signal transduction.
UCUGUUUUUAGUGCUCAUGUGUGUCUGAAUGAGAGUGCCAGAGUUCCUCACCGAGCUGAGGAGCGUUUCUGUCCGGGCAGAACACAUGGGAGAAUGAUUACAGUGUGUAGUCAGAGAGGCUGUAGAUUUUGGCGGCAGGCAGCGUUUUGUUAAACUUCAGUCCUCGAGCAUUUCAUUCCUUUCUGUGUUUUAAAUUCCAACGAUGGAGCCAAUAACCAAGUGGACACCUAAACAAGUGGUCGAGUGGAUGAGAGGUCUUGAUGACAGUCUCCAGCAGUAUGUACCCAAUUUUGAGAGGGAGAAGAUCAGUGGAGAACAGCUGCUCAAGAUCUCUCACCAGGACCUGGAGGAGCUGGGGGUGGCCCGCAUCGGCCACCAGGAGCUGGUGCUGGAGGCCGUGGACUUGCUGUGUGCUCUGAACUAUGGUGUGGAGACGGAUAACUUGAAAAACCUGGUGGUGCGAAUGAGAUCGGCAUCCAACAAUCUGCACAUUGGUACAUCAGAGCGCAGGAAGAGUCCAAGCUAUGAUGGCAGCAGCUCCCGCAAACCCCCCAAUGAGUUCCUUACAUCUGUGGUGGAGCUCAUCGGCGCAGCUAAAAGCCUUCUGGCAUGGCUGGACAGGACCCCUUUGACUGGGAUCAGUGACUUUACCACCACCAAGAACAAAAUCAUUCAGCUGUGCUUGGAGCUGACCACCACAGUCCAGCAGGAUUGCACUGUUUAUGACAUGGAGGAGAAGAUUCUUGAAGUUUCCAAGGUGCUGAACAAUAUCUGUGACCAGACCGUGAGAACCACCUCCGAUCCUCUAAUGAGCCAGUCGACGUGCCUGGAGGAAGUGCAGCUGACCAACAUCAAGCCCGGAGAAGGGCUGGGGAUGUACAUCAAAUCCACCUACGAUGGGCUUCACGUCAUCACCGGCACCACUGAGCAUUCACCAGCAGACAUGUCCCACAAGAUCCAUGCAGGUGAUGAGGUGAUCCAGGUGAACCAGCAGACAGUGGUGGGCUGGCAGUUGAAGAACCUGGUGGCAAAGCUGAGGGAGGACCCUAAAGGAGUGGUGCUGCUGCUGAAGAAGAGACCAGCAGGCACAUCAGGCUUUACACCCGCACCCCUCAAAAACAUGCGCUGGAAACCCCCACAGGCACAGAGCUCAUCAUCCCCCAGUAAAAGCCAGUCACCAGGCAGCAGCACUGAAUCCAGCAGCAGGAAGGAGAAACCAGCUAUCCUGGACCUGUACAUUCCCCCACCUCCAUCAGUGCCUUACACACCACGGGAAGUGAGGACCAGUUCCUUCAGCAGCGUGAACAACAGACCUAAAGGCUCAGAGUCUCCUAACUCUUUCCUGGACCUGGAGAGCCGUCGGCGCUUCACCAUCGCAGAGUACGACAAGCUAACUGUCUAUCCUGUGGAGGCCAACGUGGUGCAGACUCGCCUGAGAGAGAGAAGCUCCUCACGUGGUAAGCCACGGCCUCUCUCCAUGCCUGCAGACACGUGCCUAAAUGUGACAGACCCUUACAGCAGGCCUUGGACACAAGGAUGGAAAGGUGAGGAUCUGUUGUACAGAUACCUCAGCAACGAGCGCAUACCCACUAUCGCCGAGGAGAUCCCUACCACAGGACGAUCGUACAAAUCAACAGGGGAACGAUACGUGCGAGGGGUGGACCACGUGCGGAACAGCCGAUUUCUCGUCAACGUAGACCUCCACAACAGCGCUACCAUCCCUUAUCAGGAGGACUUUACCAAAAAGACCCCCAUGACCUCCACCCCAAAAAGGCCCCCCGCGGAGCCCUCGCUACUGGUCAGUUGGAUCACCAGGCUUAAGCUACUGACUCAUUAACGUCGCUUUGCCCUGCCCCUCUGUCCGUUCCUGCUUCAGUUUAUCUCUGUGUGGUGACCUUCUCACUCUCGUUCCUUUCUUUUUCCUCUCUCCUAACCUCAUUCUGCCUCCUUUUCUAUUUCCUUUUGUGCCUCCUCCUGCUUUUUUUGCUGUUUGACCAACUUGCCUUAUAGAACUAAACAAAAGAACCCAAACUUGCUCAAACAUAUUGCUAUGAAUGUUUGGAAACACUGCAGGGAACAUAGAAAUAGCGUAAACCUCUAAUUUGCUUUAUCCAAGAAAUUAAAGGGCUUGAUAUUUUAGUCAUACAGAACAGUAUAUUAAUAUUUUAAUUUGUACUUUAAGCCAUUUACGAGACCUGUCUACCUCAGGAAUGUCCAUAAACUUCAGUGUAUAAAAGUAAUGCAGCUGCAUUGCAUAGAUGUGUUCGAGUUUAAUUUAGAAGCUCCACUCCAUUCAGCCCACUUUGUCGAACCCCACGUUUCCAAACAGUCUGAGUGAACUGCAUAGCCACUGUCAUUAAACAGCUCCUAACCCCUAAUCCCAUAAACAGAGCAUUUCAAAGAGGGGAAAGAAAGUCUGCAUCAUACUUUUCAUAGGAAUUAGUUGCAGCAUUUGUGGACCAGUGGGCAGAUAUUUUUGGGCAGAUUCUUUUCAGGGUCAAAUGAUCUGGCUUCUUUUGUGUUAUAUUCCUUUUGUGUCAUUUUUUUAAGUUAUUUUAAUGUGUAGACCUUCUCUCGCUAUUGAUUUUCACUUGCCAAAGUGUUUUUUCUUUUACUUAUUUUUAUUGUGUAUUCUUUGCUUGAAGGGUGAAUUAACAUAAAUGUUUAAUUCUCUCUAAAAUGCUUAUCCUUAUGUUUUAAAGUAGGGGCAUUUUUUUUUCUUCAUCACAAAGCCAUUGUUGCCUGUUACCUCUGUCAUCUCUGGUUGCCUCUGAAAAAAAGCAUCUAGUCAAUAUUGUUUGUUCUUUUCCUUCAGUAAAGUGACUGAUAAGCCACUUUUAUGGAGGAACCAUACGUGCAAAAAUGUGUAGGUCACAGUAUGACUGAACCUUCACUGCAAAAAAUGAUAGCAAGUGAAAUCAUCUUAAAUCUAGUCAAAAUAUCUUAAUAUUUCUCAUUCUGAGAUUCUGUAAGAAUAUCAUACAGUGAUUUAACUUAUUUUAUAGACUUUUUUUUCUUGUUUUAAGCAAUUUUAUCACCUGGAAGUGUCCAGUGUUCCAAGUAUAAUUUUUUAAAAAGAGCAGAAUUAUCUACAUUAUUUCUUGAAUUAAGCAAAAUAAGCAAUGGAAUAAGACAAGUUACUUAAAACAAACAGAAAAGUUCACAUUUUUCAAACUUUCUGCAUAAUUCAAUUUUUGAGAUGUAAACAAAGUCAUUCAGAGGGGUUUGAUGUAAUAUGCUCCAUUCCAACAGAAUUGUUCAUGGUGGUGAAGAUGGGAACCAGACAUCCACGGUGUUUAAUAACUUUAAAAGUUCUCACAGAAAGUUGUUACAUAAAAUGGUUACAAAUACAUUGCCUGAUGCUUGAGGUUUUAGCCUUAAACCUAUAUUUUUCAAAAUCUGUUCAUGGCAGAGAGGUAUAUGCAGGGCAUAGUAAGGUAAACGUGGCCCAAAGAAAUGUUUUUCUGAUUUACCACUAUUUUACCAUUUUCAACAUUACAUAUAAAAACUCAAAGGUUGACUGGUUGUUUUGGAUAGUAUAUAUAAUGUCUAUAUUUGUGAUGCAGCAAUGGUGACCCCUGGGUCCUGUCACCACCACUGUGUCACAGGAUUUUUUUUUUGAGUUACAAAUCUUGGGAACACUGUUAAAACAUGGAGAAAAAACAAAACUCACUUUUAGCCCGUUUUCCAGACACAGUUCAAAGCCUACUUUAAAACUAAUUUGCUUUGUCAGUGAAAGCUAUCUAGGUAUCGCACUAGUCCUGUGCAGUGUCCAGAAAAUUGGCCUUUUAACCCUAAAAGCAGAGUGUUGGAGAGGUUGAAUAACACUACUUAUGUCUUAGGUUGACUGAUUCAACUUUUACAGUGUUGGUGUUGUGUGUUUAUGUCAUUGAAUGCACAGUCUACAUCUAGUUCACUGCUGUGACUAGCUCAGCCAGAAAGUUAAGAGUGAGAGUUGAACAGUAUUACCACAAGUAAUAUAAGGUAUUUUUACUCCAUUUGGACACUAUUUGUACUUUACUUGCAUUUUGUACUAUAUCAGCGGUGUGCUAUUAAAGGAGCCAAUCCAGA